Messenger RNA from Pongo pygmaeus (Bornean orangutan), 2119 nucleotides. It is a transcript of the gene SELENOK, whose product is annotated as selenoprotein K. Gene Ontology annotation, cellular component: Golgi apparatus; endoplasmic reticulum membrane. The transcript is spliced from 5 exons. NCBI's taxonomy places the organism in Eukaryota, Metazoa, Chordata, Mammalia, Primates, Hominidae. The record is from RefSeq and is a predicted model, not a curated record. Gene Ontology annotation, biological process: calcium ion transport; endoplasmic reticulum calcium ion homeostasis.
AGAGCAUAAUCUGGGUGGGGAGAUGUGGCUGGAAAUACAGUGAGAGGAGCAAUCAAGAGGACAAGACACCUUGGGCCUGCAAGCCAUGACAAGGAACUGGAUUUUAAGAGCAAUAGGAAAUCACUAAAUUUUAGUGUCCAAAAGGUUUUAGGCAAGGGAACGAGAUGAUCUCCGUUUUAAGAUCGAUCUUGCUACAGUUUGUAAAACUGCCUAAGGAUGGUAAAAGACUGAACCUGAGAUUUCAUUUAGAAGGAAACUAGUGUAGAGCAGGUGAGAGAUGAUGGUGGCAUGGUCUAGAUUAAGAAAGGCCCUUGGGAAAAUUAACAGCCCUGCCCUAAUAUUUUUGCAGAAAUGAUCCUUUAUGAUUGUGCUGCACAAAUCCCAAAUGAGGUGAAGGAUGUUGUCUUGUCCUAUUAUGAACUUUUCUGGGGAAAAUGCUCUUUCCAAAAUCAACAUAAAAUUAGAUCUUUGUCAGUUCUAAGUAUUAGAACAUAAAAUCUUAACCAACGUUGUUAAACUCAUAGAUUUCCAGCAUGUAAUUUUCAUUUUCUGGAAGGUGAUUAGGAAUCUUUCCAAAGAGAUGACACAUGGCUUGAGAACUGGGGGCGGGAAGCCAAAGGAAGCAGCCAUUAGGUCUCCACGCUGAAAGAAUAGCCAAGUGCAGAGGCCUUGAGAAGGGAAUGAAAUGGCCACGUUCAAGAACACAAGCAGCCCAGUGGCUGGAGCAGAGUAAAUAUCCAUGGUAUGUGGUCCACAUUUACUGAAUGUCCAAGACAUGUCUUCUAAUUCAUCUGUCACCAAAGUGGUCAUAAGCAGUCGCCAUCAAUAAGAAACAAGCAGAGAAAGGGCCUACAGUUAAAUUUAUUUUUCAGUUGCCUCACAAAAGGCUAAGUAAAACUCAGUUUCUGGUGAACCCAGGUAGACAUGCUCAUUUUAAAGAGAAUGAAUAUAUCUAGGAAGAGCCUGGCAGUAUAUUCCCAAAGGCGUGACAAUAAAGUUCCUUAACAUGUAGUCAGCACCCUCAAACGUCAACAGGUCUGGAAAAUUCGGAAUCAUUUCCUCCUGUCAUUGGCCCUUCAAGCUAAUUCAUACGGGGCAGCCUCUCCUACUCCGACCCGGAGCCUAUCAAUCAACGAGAAAACAGCUUCCCCUCACUGGGCGGUGCGAACAAACUCUACACAAUCAAGUCGGAUAGACGACUGGAAACCGCGGGCAUUACAGGGCAGUCCUUAACGUCAUAUUCGCUUGUCCGCUCGGCCGCCUCCGCCUAACCGGAAGUCGCGGAUGUGACGAUGCAAAAACGCCCGUCGGGGGCGCGUCUCUUUCAGCAGCCAAUGGGCUCUGCCCACCUUCGUCCUCGUCAGCAUUUUGUCUAAUCGCGGCCUGUGACGCUCGAAGGGCGGGGAGCAGAGGGAGAUACAGAAACCGACAGGGGCCAGGCGCCCGGUGGCUCCGAAGCGGGGAAGUGGGACAAGAUGGUUUACAUCUCGAACGGACAAGUAUUGGAUAGCCGGAGUCAGUCUCCAUGGAGAUUAUCUUUGAUAACAGAUUUCUUCUGGGGAAUAGCUGAGUUUGUGGUUUUGUUUUUCAAAACUCUGCUUCAGCAAGAUGUGAAAAAAAGAAGAAGCUACGGAAACUCAUCUGAUUCCAGAUAUGAUGAUGGAAGAGGGCCACCGGGAAACCCUCCCCGAAGAAUGGGUAGAAUCAAUCAUCUGCAUGGCCCUAGUCCCCCUCCAAUGGCUGGUGGAUGAGGAAGGUAAAUGUCUGCUCUAAGAAGCAGACAACCGGACAUGCACGUUCAUAGCAGAAGGAAAACAUCAAGAAGUGGAAGGCUGACCAUGAUGAGCAGUAGAUGAAUGUGUAUGUCUGAACAAGGACUGCUCUGUGUCCUCACAGAUGAAUGAGGUCAUGCUGGGAAUUCCCUCUGCAGGGAACUGGCCUGACUGACAUGCAGUUCCAUAAAUGCGGAUGUUUGUCUCAUUACCUUUUUGUAUCGUUUAUUAAAGUAUUAAUAUAGUUUUAAUAAGUAAAUAUUUUUAGGUUGCAGAAUGGACUCCUCAUCUUUAUAUUCACGAAAAAACAAUCUGAAGAAAAUAAAUAAAAGCCUGUGUAUUUAGCA